Phasianus colchicus (ring-necked pheasant) is the source of this 8288-nucleotide messenger RNA. NCBI's taxonomy places the organism in Eukaryota, Metazoa, Chordata, Aves, Galliformes, Phasianidae. The record is from RefSeq and is a predicted model, not a curated record.
AUUGGAAAAGGGCAUGGAAUAAUGACAGUUCCUAAAAUACGGGUGCUGAGUCUCUACCACAUCACAAUAGGAUUUGCAUUUGAAGUUGCUGAGAACAGAAGCUAUUGGUUUUAGCUGAGCUCCAUCUCUAGAGGUCCCUUCCAAUCUCUGCAGUUCUGUGAUUUGGGGCUGUUACUGUGCUGAACUGGAACCACUGAUGUGCCAGUGGUUUGCUGUACUCAUCUUCUGUUCCAAGCCUGUAGAUGGUGGCAGGGCUGGGCUAAUCCUGUCGGGUUGAGGCCUGAUUCUUCCUCCCCUUCUGGAGUGGCUCUCCCAAGUUCUCACACAGACUAUGCUGUUUGGAUGUGAACAAUGCAGGGCACACUGAAGGUCUCAGUAUCUUAGCCAUCUGACUGGAAGUGUGCACAAUCUCUUUCCUGCAGGAAUGUGGAACCCAGCUGGAAUGCCUACAUAAGCCUUGUUAAUCAGGAAGAGGCUUUGUGAUCUGCUGUAGCAGGAAAUUGACAGUGCUGACCUUGAAGCAUGUUAGUCAUCUGAUGCUGUGAAGAGCAAUUUCCUACAGCUGGGAGGUGUCUAGGCUGUCAGGGACUGAGAAAUUGAGGCUGAGACCAAGUGUCUUAUCUCACCCUUGGUGGUGAAAGAUAGUAGAUUAAACUGCUGAGUGAUGAACCAGAAAGAAGAGCAAAAGGAGGCUGGGAAUCCAUGAGUGAAACUGCACGGGAUUGUUGGGAUUCAGCGCAGCUCUCUGUAGGUUGGUAUCUGUUAAUGACAGAUGGCAAUGUCAGUACAAAUGUACAUUUUCCAGCAGAUCUGGUGGCUUCUCGUGAGAUGGAAUAGAGGUCUCUGGUUCUGGGGCUUUCUGUAGUCUUCAGAAUUGAAUCCAGAUUCAGAUUUUGAAAUGCUUGAGUUGGCCACAGUCCACUUCAUUUCUGUAAUAGCUAAAAGCAGUUUUUGUUAAUUGGCCUAAUUUUAACUGAAUCAUAAUAAUUUAGGCUGCAAAGGACAUCAGGAGGGCAUCUGGUAUAGCCACGUGCUCACAGUGCAAAUAACUGCACUUUUACAGUCCCAAGAUGAACAAAAAAUCCCUUUCAGACAAAGCAAAUGGGAUCAGUUUCCUUCAGCCUGCAGUAUGACAGCACUGAGCUGUGUGCAAACAGUAUUUAUAGUGGGGAAGAUUUAGUCAGUCUUAAGAGUGGGUGUUGUUAUUGUGAGAGCUGUUAGAACGCUUGUCUAGCUGUUAGCUUUGGGAUCUUGAACCAGACUUGGUUCUCUUCCCUGCGGCGUGGACAGGAUUAUUAAUCACCACACUCACAGUGCUAAUGAUACGCUCACAGGACUCAAGCGACACUAGGGCUGGAGCUUGGCAAGUGGUAAGUUGUCUGGGUGUGGUGUGAGCAGAACACUGGCAGCAGCACACUGGCUGCAUCUCUGGUGCACAAAAGGGACUUUGCAUUCAGUUAACAGGGCCAAGGCUUAGAAAAUGCCAUCUUUCAUAUGUAAAUUAAUUGCACUUUAUUUAAAAAAACAUGUUCUGCUCCUUACGAAAACACUUCUUAAGGGAGGAUUUCAUUUUAACCUGAAAGUAGCUGAAACAGAUGGGUAGACUCUUCCUGUAGAAGACACAUUAGUAAAGAAAUAACACAGGGAGGAUUUAUCUCCUGGACAUAUUUCCUUUUCUCCUGCUGCCUUCCCGCCUUGUUCAGGCUCUUAGUAUCUCUGUGGCAAUUCUGAAAGAUCUAGAAAUAAAAAUCCAGCCAUAUGUUUGUCCUGCUUUUAAAACUGCUUUUAAUCUGCAGUCAUGCUGAAAAGCCCGUUCUCUGACCUGUUCUAUUCUGCUCCUGCUCCUUGCAGUCUCCUUCUGCACACAUCUCACAGGUGUGCACAGCCUUGUCACUUGGCAUGGUAUUCACCUCAAUGUGUUGGUGUCUGUAACCUCCUUUCAUUUGAGAAGGCAUCCUAGUUUCCCUUUAUAGUUAGAGACACCCAGAAGACAGUUUAGCUGAUCAGAUGAAGACAUGCUGCAGUAGGUCAACCUGUGCUCUGAAAUGUCUUUGCUUAGGUCUGCACUGAUUGUGGAAGAAGGGAUACAGGGUGGUUUUCUCAUAUGCGGAGUUCGUGUAGCAAAUCCUCGUAUAUGCUGAUGGCUGUGGCUCUGUUCACCUCUAGCCAGGUUGCUCAGUUGCCAUGCUCUUGUCACAGUAAAUACACUGCCUCAGCCUCUGUCGUCGUGUGGCGGUCAUUCCCAGGAGGGGCGAUGAACUCACCCCUGCUAGCCACAGCUCUGCAUUACACACAGAGGUAGUCAGGAGCACAUGACUGCUGAUCUCCUUGAUUCAGCUGCUUGGACUACAGCAUCCCAAUGGAACCAUACUGAGGUUUUCUCCGUCAGUACAGUCUUUCAAAACUGCUAACAGCAAACUGAAUGGUGUAAGCAGAGAACAGCCGGCUAUCUGUCAUCAGUAGCAUCCUGCUCUUAAGCUGGGCUGUUGGUCACUGCUUUAAAUAUGCCUGCAUUUCCCCCAAGAAACGUGAAAUUUGGAUACGUGAGUGCAGGUAUGUGUCUAAUUACCCUCAUUGUGCAGCAAAACCAGUUGAACAGCAUGUUUAUAGAAACUGUCCUUAAGAGCGAUUGCCUCUUGAAGGAGCAUAGCUCAUAUAAGAGGAGCGGGACUGUCUCCAGCCAGCCCUGGGAGACGAUGCUGAGAGCAUAUUGAAAAGCUGUCUUCAGCAGAAGCUUGCCAGUUUAACAACUCCGCUCACUGUUCCUAUUGCACAGUGGGCUCUUUGACGCAACAGAAAGAGCUGCUUUUUUUUUUUUUUUCCGCUUCCUCUUAAAUCCGCCUGGCCAAUUUAAACCUUGUGGAUAUUUCUUCCCCCUCGGGAAAAGCUUAUGUGAGGAUUUUCUCUUUUAACAGUUUGUUCUGUGAAACCAUUUUUUUAAAAUUGUUUGCUGUUAGAAAAUGUUGGAGCUGAACACAAGGCUUUCUUUGCAGGUCAGUGGAUGAACUCUUGACCAAAGCAUUUAACGUUUGAGUGUAGCUUUAGGAAGCACUGUCCUUCUGGAGGAAAAAGCAAGUUAGCAAGGUUGUAUCAUCUGAGCCCAUGUGUGCUUACAACAGGGGUAGGAAUCUUUUCAGGUCUUUCAUGGCUGUGUUCUGUGCAGAUGAAUUUGCUGUCCUUACUCUGUAGACAAAUAUUUUAUUAUUAUACUGCAAACAGUAAGAUCACAUCACUGUUAUGUCUAUAUAAUUAUUGAUUCUCUACUCCUUCAAAAUGCAAUAAACCUUACUGGCAGUUUCAAAUAUCAAGUUCUUUGCUCUUUUAUUUUGAAAGGAUUUUCUUUUUGAGGUGGUGGUGGUGAUUUUUUUUCUUUUGAGCUUAUUUUCAGCAUGCUUUACUAGGCAGUGUGCUGCCCCCUGAGCACAUACUGUUUGCAGGGAAGAUAAUUACUUAUUUUGUAUUUCUUCUUAGGUCGCUAUCAAGAGAACUAAGAAAGGAUGUAGAUGUGGUGUUGAUGUCUCUCUUCAGGGUGUGUCUGAGGUAGCCUGACCCUGCAGUAUUUUGGUUUUAAGAGAAGCAUCAUCUAAUUACAUCUUUGCUGUGCUGGUGGAAAAAGGGUCUGGCCUGUCAUAGGCUGUUCUCCUUGAGAAAGAAUUCUCAGUUUUCUCAGUGAUGCAGUGUUCCCCAGCUGACACUGAUCAGGUGUUUAUAGUCCCAGAAAAUGGAGAAGCUGGAGUCUUCACAGCUAGGCAGUUUUGGUGUAGAAGGUUCUUAGCUGAACAAGGCAAGCUAUCUUCCACAGGAAGCCAACUUUUAUAGCACAUCCAUAGGAAGCGGUUCCACUACAGCCUUUCACCAUGUAGGAGAGAGACUGAAGAUGUAGGCAGCUGGCAAAUGUGAAAGCGAUGAAGAGGUGUUGUGAGGCUGACAGUGCUUUUUAUAGAGCGUGUGUUUUCUGGGAAGGACGUAAGAAGGGAGAUAAACAAGUGAUGACUGUGGCAAGCUGAGAAAUAGCUGCGGCAGACCAAGAUGUGCCAAAGAGAAGAUCACUGCAAAAAGCAGCUCUGCAGACUGUUAAAAUAUUGAAAAUAGUUAAAAGAUCAAGAAUACCCCUGGAUAAUUCCUUCAUAGAGAGUAAUAGUCCAGCAAGACACUGAUGUUGGGCAGGGGAAAUCGAUGUAGAAGUUGAUCAAGUCUUAUAGAAGACUUUUUGGCUCAAGAUCAGAAAUAACUCUGAAAAGCACAUUGUCUCUUUGGUCCUCGGCUUCCAUCAGCCACCAGCCACAUUGUAGCAGUGUAGAUGUUGCCAUGAGGAUCAGGAGGUGUCCUGUCUGCUUUGCUGUUUAUCUUUUGAUCCUGCUGGGUAAACAUCAGAGAGAGCCUAGUAUGUGGGCAGAGUGCACAUUUUAAGAGAGCUGUCAAGCCAGUUGCUGUACAUACAUGCCUCUGAAUAGAAGUACUCCAAGUCCAGGGGACUCUGUGGCACUGCAUGAGUGUAAGAACCAUUCCAUUUGUUGGGUUAGACUCUGCUUUUUGAGAGAUGAUGCUCCGACGAGGAUUUCUUGUAUUUGUCCCUCGACUUGUAGGCCUGCUGGUGGUGGCCUUUUGCUCUCUGUCCAUCGUUUAUAUGUUGGCUUGCACACCCAAGGGUGAUACUGAGCAGCUUGCCUUGCCCAGGGUGCACAGUCCGACUGCAAAGGAGGGAUAUGAAGCUAUUCUGCAGGAACAAGAAGAGGAGCACCGCAACUACAUCAUCAGCUUGAAGAAACAAAUUGCCCAGCUGAAGGCUGAGCUCCAGGGCAAGAGCGAGCAGCUUAAGAGCAUGCAGGACCAGAACCCAAAUCCCUUGGACAUUCGUCUUGACCACAGUAACCCAGAGAAGGCCCAGGUUAAUCUGCUGGCUUUCCUCCGUGCACAAAUAGACAAAGCAGAGGUGCACAGUGGUGUUAAGCUGUCCACAGAGUAUGCAGCUGUACCCUUUGAGAGCUUUACCCUGCAGAAGGUGUACCAGUUGGAGACAGGGCUGACACGCCACCCAGAAGAGAAACCUGUGAGGAAGGAUAAGCGAGAUGAGCUGGUAGAGGUGAUCGAGUUAGCUGUUGGGAAUUUGAACAGUCUGGAGGGAGACAGCAAUACAAAAAAGCACCGUGUAUACACAACUUCUGACUUCGUUGAAGGGAUCUACCGCACAGAAAAAGACAAAGGCACAUUGUAUGAGCUGACUUUUAAAGGGGACACAAAACAUCAGUUCAAGAAAGUUGUUCUAUUUCGGCCAUUUGGUCCAGUAAUGAAAGUGAAAAAUGAAAAUGUCAAUAUGGCUGACACACUUAUUAAUGUCAUUGUGCCAUUGGCCAGGAGAGCAAGCAAGUUUCGUCAGUUUAUGCAAAAUUUCAGGGAAAUGGGCAUUCAGCAGGAUGGGAGAAUUCACCUCACAGUUGUUUACUUUGGAAGAGAACAAGUGAAUGAGGUCAAAUCUAUACUUGAAAAUACCUCAAAAUCAACCAAUUUCAAGAACUUCACUUUCAUCCAACUGAAUGAAGAGUUUUCCAGGGGCAAAGGAUUAGAUGUUGGUGCUCGAGCUUGGAAAGGAAGUAAUGUUGUUCUCUUUUUUUGUGAUGUGGACAUAUACUUCACAGCUGAAUUCCUGAACUCCUGUAGAUUGAACACACAGCCAGGAAAGAAAGUUUUCUAUCCUGUUCUCUUCAGCCAAUAUAAUCCCAGUAUAAUUUAUGGCCAUCAAGAUUCCAUCCCAUCUUUAGAACAGCAGCUGAUUAUUAAAAAAGAAACUGGAUUUUGGAGAGACUUUGGUUUUGGAAUGACUUGCCAGUACAGAUCUGAUUUUAUCAACAUAGGUGGCUUUGAUCUGGACAUUAAAGGCUGGGGUGGUGAAGAUGUACAUCUGUACCGCAAAUACCUUCACAGCAAUCUCAUCGUGAUCAGAACACCCGUCAGGGGUCUCUUCCAUCUCUGGCAUGAAAAACAAUGUCUGGACGAGCUGACCCCAGAGCAGUACAAAAUGUGCAUGCAAUCCAAAGCCAUGAACGAGGCUUCUCACGGCCAGCUAGGGAUGCUUGUAUUCAGGCAAGAGAUUGAAACUCACCUCCACAGACAGAAACUGAGCAGUAAGAAGACCUUAAGCGAGAAAUUUGCUAACAAAAGAUGGGUUAAGACUGAAAGAGAAUGAAGAUUUCAACAGGCUGGAAGCAAAAGCAGAUGAGGGAAAGUGCUUGUCCUCACUGCUUCUGAUUUUUCUUAAUAGCGCUUUUAAAUUCUCCAUUAGCUUGUCCAGCACUUGCUUCCAGGGGAGACUUGAACACUUGGUGAGAUUAAAGGUCAUGGAGGAAUGAACGUUUCAUAAAUACCAGUGUGAUACAGUAACAAAGGAGAUGCUCUUCCAUUGGAAUGUUUGUAAGAUGCAUGCAGUUGUUUAAAAGAUUGACCCUUCGGUGGAUCAAUAAUAAUGAGCUGUUUUCUACGCAUCUAAAAAAGGGCUGCGUUCAAAGAUACAGAGUUCUUGCUCUGAAAAGGAAAUCUGGUUAUUAACAGUGGUUAAGCCGGAGUGACCAAAAGUCUUUUUUCCUUUUUUGGGACUUGGGGGGGGGAGGGGGACAGCUGCAGUGUACUUACAAGAUUAUUCACCAGUUGGUUCAGUGACAAGAGGCAUUUCAGUGCUUUCUAAAAUUCAGAAAGAGAAAACCCUGCCAGUCAACUGUUAUUUUUCCAGAACAUAUGAGAUUAGUGUUGAUUCUAUUUUGUGGACCAAAAUAAGUAAAGUAAACCAAAAGCAAUCGCCUGUGUCUGUAUCACAUGAAUCAGAUGGUGUAUUUCUGCUUUAGAAUACUGUAAGUAUCUCGACAUUGUUUUCUUAAAAUGGAUUUGGUUUUGCCUGGGAAUUAUGUUAUCAGUACUUGUGGUUUUCAAAUUCUAGCCUUACUAGGAAACAGACAACUUUCCAAUGCUUGGAAAAUGCUCUGCAGAUCUGUUUUUCCUGGAUGGGAACUUUGUUCAGAUAAAUGAAUUGAUUUCACUGUAGAAUCUGAGUGCUGGAAAGAAGAAGCUUUAUGCUGGAGAAGAGGAAAUGUAUUUCAACUUGGACUACUGAUUUAGCAGGAAACUUCAAAUUCUGAACACCAGUCACAAAAACUAUUGAAAAAUUUCUGACUUUAUACCAAAGUAUUCCAUCUGAACCAAAUCUAGAAUCUUGCCCAGAGUAUAGCAGAUUUUGUAAUUAACAAAAUAAAUUUUUUUUAUGUAUUACUAAACCCUGGAAAUUCUUUUAUAGUAAUUGUGUGUUCAUAAAAUUAGCCAUCUUAAUAGAUUUUUUUUUUUUUCAGUGAUCUAAAACUGUUCCAAGUGAGCUACUGCUGUUGUGGAGUGGUUUAAUGCUGACUGCUGUUUAUCAUUUCAGUGUUUAAUAGCCAAAAAACAUGUGUGGGUUUGUCAAUCCCAUUUAUUUAUCUAAAUGCUGUUUCUCCCAGGGGUCUCUUUGUUUUAUAGCUUUAGAUUAAUUCAAGUUAGUCUGAAACUAGAUUCUAAUGUGGUUUUGGGGUUGUAAAAGCUAGGGGCGACAAGUAUAAAAGAUAACAAUUAUGAAUGAAUAAAAUGCCAUUUGUCCUUUUGCUGAGUGAUAGGAAGAGUGCUUAUGAACCUCUCUAGAAAGCACUGCAUGCCGAAUCUGCAGAGAACAUGCUACUACUGUUAGUACAUCUUCCUUUGUACAUUUACAUAUUUGCCUUUUGUUAGAUGCAAGUGACCUUCAUUGCACUUUCCAUGUGGAACACCAAACAUGUCCCAAAACAGUGCAAAAAUACACAAGGAUCUGCUGGAAAGAGAACUCUGUGCUUAGAAAAGAACUCUUAAUGCGUCACUUACAAUGCCAUCAGCAAUAAUUCAAGUAGAUCUUCCAAAGAAUGUUUUCUCUUUCCAGCACGCAUGAUAAAUUGUUUAAAUUUAAUCUGUUCUGAUGGAGACAUCUGACAAAUGUUAUUGUACUGGGAGGAGUCAGGCACACUGAAUGCAUCUGAGGGCUGUGAUCACUGCUGUUACAAAGUGAAAGCUUUUCCUACUGUCCCAUUUAACCUGGAUUUGAAAAUAGAUGAUGCAUAUAAUAGAAAUUUCGUAAUUGCAACCUGCCUUGAACUUGACCUUUUCUAUUUCCUGUGAUAUUUUCCAUCAUCUUCUUUAGGUAUAACUUCAGCCCUGAGCAGUUUAAUGUUACUCUGAGGUUGGCACAUUCUACUUGUUGAGCAUGGCUGGAUGAUCUCCAGAAGUCCAUUGAAACCUCUAUU